AUGGAGGCGAAGGACGGGCGAGGUGAUAACCUCAUGCGAAUCGACAAGAUGAACUACAGAUGGGUCUUCGAAAGGGCGUGGAGAUCGGCGCUGGUGGGUCCUGGCGUUGUAGGUGCACAUGAGACAGUCAUGCCGAAUAUGUCCUCUGGUCCGAAAUCCAUCGCUCCUGUGCAACCUGACACUGGUUUUGAUAACUUCGGACGAAGAUGUAGUCCAGUUGCAGCUGGGAAUCCGGAGCCGGAAAUGGACUGGAUCAGCCAGACGGUGGUACUUCCGGUAUGGUCUACUUUUAGCUGGAAAUCCGGAAAGCCGGAAACGUCGAACUCCUUCCCAGCUUCGGAGACUCCACUGGAGGAUAAACUUCCGUUGUUCCAGAGUCAGCCCCGCGCCAAGAUGACGUGA
Messenger RNA from Strongylus vulgaris, 402 nucleotides. The record is from the annotation of a GenBank genome assembly. NCBI's taxonomy places the organism in Eukaryota, Metazoa, Nematoda, Chromadorea, Rhabditida, Strongylidae.